AUGGAGUUAAAAGAAGUAGUGGUUCUCAAGUAUACUCCGAACAACCAAGAUCGCGAGAGACUGAUGCUUCUGCCAUAUCAAGAAUUUGUCGACAGGUACGCUAUCGUAUUAUUCGCUUUCAGCGACGAGAUUAACGUUGUUUGUCAACGACUACAGACGCAAGACCGUGGCACCGAUACUAUGAAGGUUAUAGACGACUUUCUUCUGUUGAAAGCCAGGUUCCAGGAGUUGUACCGUCGUUGGAAUCAUAAAUCAAGGUACCGUGCGUUGGAUUACUGCUAUUGUUUGUUGCGGAAGAUCGACAGGGAAAUUGAGAUACGGAUUCGGUGGGAUCAACUUGAUGCGUCCGUUAAUCUGAAGGAUGACAAGUUGGCUUCGUUUUUUGGGGAACUCCCUUUAAUUCAAGAUCCGAACUUCGCCAGUUAUGACUCAGGUCUCAUUGCAUCACAAGAGGCUGAGGAGACGUUCACCGUUGAGCAGAUUAACGAACGCAUUAGAUCGGAACUGUCUGCGACUCAGAAGGAAGAUGUUGGUAGACUCCUCCUGCAGGGUCUCUUCAGUUGUGAUUUCGCGCGGAAGAGUUCACUAAUAUUCCAACUCAAGCAAAAGAAGGCUAGUCUGCCGAAACUGUUCGAGAUGAAGUUGCGUAUUAUAUCAUAG
Messenger RNA from Gregarina niphandrodes, 660 nucleotides. RefSeq lists its product as hypothetical. The coding region runs from base 1 to 660 and encodes 219 amino acids. The transcript is spliced from 2 exons. Lineage: Eukaryota; Apicomplexa; Conoidasida; Eugregarinorida; Gregarinidae. The record is from RefSeq and is a predicted model, not a curated record.